Blepharisma stoltei is the source of this 4494-nucleotide messenger RNA. Lineage: Eukaryota; Ciliophora; Heterotrichea; Heterotrichida; Blepharismidae. The record is from the annotation of a GenBank genome assembly.
AUGUCAUUAAAAUUCCAAGAGACUUCAUUAUCAGUGCAAUUACAAGAGUUAGUUCUAGGGUGUAAUAAGCUAUGCCUAUUUAGUCUAUUAAAUAUAAUAUUUUUACCUUGAUAAUCUAAAUAAAUCAAAAUGCAAGCUUAAUCAAGCAUAGAAUAGCUAUGGACUAUUUAAGACAAGAAAAUUUUUCAAGCUCUUUUCAUUUAUUGCGAAGAGCUCAAGAUAUAUUAAGUUUACCUCAAUCUUCAACCUCAAAGACAAAAUUACUCUCAAUUACUUACAACAACUUAGGCUGCUAUUAUAAAAAAGUUGGAAAAUUAAAUAUCGCUCUUCAAUUUUUACAGAAAGCAUUAGAUUUAAGCAUAAAUUCGCCUGUCGAAUCAACUAAUCUUGCAGGGACACAUCUAAAUAUUUGUGCUAUUAAAUCGCAGCUGGGAAACCAUGACUCAGCUGUAAAAAGUGUUACAAUUAAUUAAAUUAUGAUGCCUUGUUUCGAGGAUGUUUAACGCUGCAAGCUCAUUGGUUCUGUGAAAAGUUAUCGGCUGAUACCAAUUGCCUCACACUAGACUACACCAGACCUGGCCUGCUUUGGAGCGUCUUUUAGCUAAGGGCUUGGAUCUAUGGGUGUAACUCCUAGUUCCACGAUGAGCACUUACUGUCUUCAGAGUCCCUAAUUAGAGCGGGGAUGUGUCCUUAUCUCGACUGUGCUCUUUCCAACUCCAUUUCAGGAAGAAAAGUCCUAUGCUCCAGGUAUCAUACAUGUGGCACGAGAAAAAACACAUUAAGGAUACCGAAUCUGUUUCUAGACAUGGUUCCUUCUGGGCAUUGCCUGUAGGUUUGAAAAAAUGUCAAGAGAUCGCGUGUUCGCAUUCGCCAUUUUAAUCUAUAUAAAAGGUCUUACAAAAGCUAUUAGCUUACUUAGCGAAGCUGAAAGAUAUGAAAAAACUGAAAAUAUUGUAAACACUUUGGCUAUCGCCUAUUAUAAUGCUGGAAUCGAAUACGAGUUAUUAGGAUUUUUUGCGAAAGCAGAAGAAGCUUACAGAUUAGGAAUUGAAAAAGCAAAAAGCAACAAAACAGAAACCCAUCAUGUGAUGGAUCUUUUGAUAAAAAAUUAUAACGCAUUAAAGGCAAAGUAUGUUGUGAAUAACCAAAAAUAUAAUUUUGAGAAAAUUAAUAUAAAGCCAAACCAUCAGAGGGCAAAUUCAACACAGUCAAAUAGAAAAUAUACAUUUUUAGAUAGACGGUAAACAUUUACUUUUGAUAGCCUUGGCUUGUCAAUAGGCAAGGCCCAUACUUGGACUUUAAGACUUCUUAACUAAAUAUAAUCAUCUUAUCUCUUUUAUAAGGAUCGCUCCUUCAUGGCUUAAAUAUGCAUAAAGCUUAAAUGCAAUUCUUGCAGUAGGAUUUUAGUGCUUAAAUUUUGGUAUCUGUAUUGUUCUUACAUUUAGAUAGAUUGUGAUUAUAUUUAAAAAAAAUAAAUCUUUGUUAACAGUCAUUAUUCGGUAAACCAAAGUAGUGACAGUGUGCAAAUCUGAUCGGCAAAUGAAAUUAAUUUUUCACACAGAAAUUAAUGAUUCCCAGAUUCUGAUAAAUUUAAAGCAUUUCUGAUAAAAUAUGGGCAUAUUUGUUUCUCGCCAUUUGAAUACUCUCAAGCACAAAAGUAUCGAAAUAACCUUAUUAUGUAUUAUGAUAAUAGCUUGUGCUAUGACUUAGUAGAUACUCGAUAUAAACGUUCGAUAUAUCGGCUAUUAUGUCGUAUCAAUUAGCUAUUUGUUUUGAAACGGCUAAAUUAGCCAGUUGGCAAAGUACUGUUAGAUGAUAAUGGCUUCAGCAAUCACCUAAAAUGAAUGCUCGAUAUAGACGUUCGAUAUAUCGGCUAUUAUGUUUAUCAAUUAGCUAUUAGUUUUGUAACGGCUAAAUAUGCCAGUCGACAAAGUAUUGUUAGAUUAUAUAUAGGCUUCUUCCAUCAUCUACGUGAACGUUUUAUAUAUUUAUUAUUAUGUUUAUCAAUUAGCUAUUAGUUUUGUAACGGCUAAACAUGCCGGUCGGCAAAGUGCUGUUAAAUUAUAAAGGCUUCUGCCAUAUCCUUAGUAAUGUUUAUCUUUUCACCUCCAUUUAGGCGAUUUCUCUUUCUGUUGUCAUCAUUUGACACCUUUUAUUAUUAGUGAAAUGUUUGAUAUGGACAUUCGAUAUAUUUAUAUCAAUAGCUAUUAGUUUUGAAACGGCUAAAAUAUGCCAAUCGGCAAAGUGCUAUUAGACUAUAAUGACUUAUGCUAAUACCUGAGUGAUAUGCUCGGCAUAGACGUUCGGUAAGUUUAGCCGACUGGCUAAUUUAGCCGUUACAAAACUAAUAGCUAAUUGAUAAACAUAAUAAUAAAUAUAUAAAACGUUCACUUAAGUAAUGGAAAAAGCCUUUAUAAUCUAGCAGCACUUUGCCGGCCGGCAUAUUUAGCCGUUACAAAUCUAUUAACUAAUAGAUAAUCAUAAUAGCCGAUAUAUCGAACGUCUAUAUCGAGGAUUCACUUAGGUGAUGGAAAAAGCCUUUAUAAUCUAACAAUACUUUGCCGACUGCAUAUUUAGCCGUUUCAAAACUAAUAGCUAUUGAUAAACAUAAUAGCCGAUAUAUCGAACGUCUAUAUCGAGCAUUCACUUAGGUGAUGGAAGAAGCCUUUAUAAUCUAACAAUACUUUGUCGACUGGCAUAUUUAGCCGUUACAAAACUAAUAGCUAAUUGAUAAACAUAAUAGCCGAUAUAUCGAACGUCUAUAUCGAGCAUUCAUUUAGGUGAUUGCUGAAGCCAUUAUCAUCUAACAGUACUUUGCCAACUGGCUAAUUUAGCCGUUUCAAAACAAAUAGCUAAUUGAUACGACAUAAUAGCCGAUAUAUCGAACGUUUAUAUCGAGCAUCUACUAAGUCAUAGCACAAGCUAUUAUCAUAAAAUAACAUAAUAGCCGAUAUAUCGAACGUUUAUAUCGAGCAUCUACUAAGUCAUAGCACAAGCUAUUAUCAUAAUACAUAAUAAGGUUAUUUCGAUACUUUUGUGCUUGAGAGUAUUCAAAUGGCGAGAAACAAAUAUGCCCAUAUUUUAUCAGAAAUGCUUUAAAUUUAUCAGAAUCUGGGAAUCAUUAAUUUCCGUGUGAAAAAUUAAUUUCAUUUGCCGAUCAGAUUUGGCACACUGUCACUACUUUGGUUUACCGAAUAAUGACUGUUAACAAAGAUUUAUUUUUUUUAAAUAUAAUCACAAUCUAUCUAAAUAUAAGAACAAUACAGAUACCAAAAUUUAAGCACUAAAAUCUUACUGCAAGAAUUGCAUUUAAGCUUUAUGCAUAUUUAAGCCAUGAAAGAGCGAUCCUUAUAAAAGAGAUAAGAUGAUUAUAUUUAGUUAAGAAGUCUUAAAGUCCAAGUAUGGGCCUUGCCUAUUGACAAGCCAAGGCUAUCAAAAGUAAAUGUUUACCGUCUAUCUAAAACUGUAUAUAAUUUGAAUGGAAGCUUACCAGCUGUAAGGAUUUCAAGUGCAAGGCCAAAAGAAAGAAGACAAAAUACAAGUUUUGAGCUGAGCGGAGACGUUAAUCUUGAAAAUUCUCUUCCAAAUAAUAGAGAUAUCAUAAAGCAAACCUUAAAGAAAAAUUUCAAGCAAAAAAAUUCUAAAAAAGAUAUUUUGCAAGAUAUCGCAAUAAUCCCACCUAAUCCUGUUGUAAAAAAUGAAAGAGCUAGGCCAGUUUCAGGGAAAGCAAGAGUUAAAAUAAGGCAAAAUGUCAGUGAUAAGCCUUUUUUAAAUAUAGAAGAAAAGCUUAAGCAUAUAGAAAAUCAAAUCCUGGAAUUGGAGCUUAAAGAUGAAAGUUUUAGAGAGUUUUUGACAGGAAAAGAGGAUUUCAAGAUUAAUACCCCAAUAAAGCCACCUCUUGCUAAUCCUGCUAAAAGUCAUUUGAGGAGUGGCAGAAUUUUAAUAGAUAAAAAUAAGCAUGCAGUCACAAUACAAAAAUACUGAAGAGGAUACAAAGCAAGAAAAUAUUAUUUGAAAUUGAAAACCCAAAUAGCUGAACAAAAAGCCAAAGCAUUAUUAUACUAUCUAAUACUAAAUAACUAGAAAAUAAUAUCUCUCAGGCCAUUUUAAUUUUAAAAAAAAAAUUAACUAAAUUGUAUACAAAAGCCACAAGAAAAGAUUUUUCAAGAAAAAAAAGUCAAUAUACCUCCACUUUCACAGCAGAGAAAUCCAGUAAGAUUCAUAAAAUCAGCUAAAAGAUUUCGGCCUAGUGUACUUGCGUCUAUUCCUGAAUCAAAAUGUGAGACACAUGAUGGGAAAAUUUUGCUUAUUCAAUCUCAUGUUAGGCGGUUUUUAGCGCAAAGGAAAUAUCAAAAAAUAAUAAAAUCUGCAAUUAAGAUUCAAUCUCUUAUUAGACAAUAUCAAACAAGAAGUCUUUAUGAAAUAAUAAGGAGCGCUGCAAUAUUUAUUCAGUCAGUAUGGAGAGGAUAUUGCGUCAGAAAACUAUUAAUGUAA